Messenger RNA from Acanthoscelides obtectus, 5742 nucleotides. The record is from the annotation of a GenBank genome assembly. Lineage: Eukaryota; Metazoa; Arthropoda; Insecta; Coleoptera; Chrysomelidae.
UUAUUGAUAAACGUUGUUCAUACCCAUUGUAUGCAAUUCUGGAAAACAGUUUACGUGCAGACGUAUGUAGAUACAUGAGCAUCAAGUAUGAGGAAUUAAAUUGGAUCAGCAGUUGUGGGAAGUAACUAAUUGCUUUACAAAUAUAAAUAUGACAAAUAAUCAUAAUAAGCUGCUAGAGAUUGUCAGAGCUAAGUGAGAACAGAAACGUGUUUAAGAAAUAAGAACGGCCGUAGUGAUGCUUCAGCUGCGCCAUCUGCUGGUGAUGUCGCGUCUGGGCACAGGCGGCACCGGCGUCGGCACCGGAAGUUGCACGCUCGACUGUUCCGGACGCGGCGAGUGCCACAACGGCACGUGCAUGUGCGACAUCCGGUUCACGGGCGAGUUGUGCGACGGGCCUAACCUGCCUUAUCAUGCGGGCAUCGGCGGUGUUUUCUGUGUCAUUGGCCUUGUCUGCGCUGUACAACUAGUGAUGUGCAUAGUCUCUGAGUACACAAGGCUUAAAGCUCCCACUUGGCUGAAAGCUUGCAAAGUCACCACUCAGAAGCUGAUCUACUUUGUCAUGUGCAUUGCAAGUUUGUUGAGAGGUGCUUACUUCAUUUUUCCUGAAUCAUUUGAAAGAGGUUGGUCGAGUAGCUUACUAUCUGCUUAUUAUCCAUUGCUGAUGUCCAGUGCAUCACUGAUUGUCUGUUUUUGGGCUGAGGUGUUCCACUUGCAAGGCAUAAGUUGGGAACGUCCCCAGUUCCUCUCCAAAUCGUUCCUGGGCUUCAUCACGUUCAACAUAAUAAGUUACAGUCUACUGUUCGCCGAGUUCAUCACCACUCAGUUAGCUAGUCCACCGCCUGAUGACCCCAGUUUCUACCAUCACCUGUUCAACGGUUGCUAUGCAGUGCUCAUGUUUAUCGUGGUCGUGUUUUUCCUGAUCUAUGGCGUCGAGGUAUACUUUAAGGUGAGGGGCGGUUUCGUGACGAAACCGUUGCAGCUGGCCUCAGGCGGAGUAGUGGGGGGCGUUGGUAGUGGCGGGGAGAACACCAUCAACGAAGUACAGCCUCUGCGGGCGGACGCGGCUGCCGAUUUUCCCAAGGCUUACAUCAACGUCUCUCAGUUGCACCAGUCGAGGAUCGGCUUGCUCAGCCAGGCGUUCAUGCUCAUCAUCAUUGCUGGGUUCCUGUUCUCGGAGACGCUGUCGGAGUUCUGGAAGACCAAGGUUCCGAUAAACUCCCGCAAUCUGCACGACAUAAUUUUCCGCGUGGUCGAAAUCGGAGUAACUUUGUGGUUCCCGGCCGUGCUGUGGAACUGUAUGCAACCCUCUGAGCUAUGGAUCCUCAACCCUAGAAAGCUUCUUGCCAAGUUAGACCAACCCAAGGGCCAGGGAGAGUGCACGGUAGACGGCGCCACACUACCAAAGGUUGAUACAGAUGAUGAAGCAUUCUUAGACAAGAGAGAAUGCUGGAUUUGUUACGAUAAUGAUAAAAAGGAGCCUCUGAUUCAACCCUGCGAUUGUACGGGAGACGUUUCAAGCGUUCAUCAUGAGUGUCUCAGAAGAUGGUUGAUGGAAAGCGCGAGCACCUCCUCCACCGAUCAGCUGAGAUGCGCCGUUUGCCGAUGCGCGUACGACGUGCGUACCGGCGCGCAACUGAAGUGGGAACGCGGCUUCACGGCCCGUCAUUGGUUGGGCACAGCAUGCGUAGCGACCUGCAUGUGCUCAGCGGUUGCGGGCGCGUGGAUCGUCAUACAGAUGUACGAGAACUCUUACGCGAGGAUGGCUAGCGCUGGCGGCGCGCUGUUGGUUGUCUACAUUUGCAUUAGAUUCCUCGGCCAAAACACGCUGUCCGCUUAUCAGCGCGCCAAAAUUGCCGCGCUGGACAUCAACGGCCACGUGAAGACAAUCAGCGAGGACGUGAACAUCGGCAACACCGCAGUCGCGGAACAACCCGCUCAACAGGCAACAAGUGAGUCGAGGGCGGAGAUGCAAACCGCUUUGUAAGCAAUACGCUUGGAUUCCGCGGUUCGGUUACGUACACGCGCAGUACGUGCGGGUGGGGCGGUGCGAGUGUUGCAGCGUUGCCAAGUGUCGCACGGUGUCGUAUAUGUUGGGGAAAGUGGCUAUGUGACGUUGAGAAGAAAUGCUUGGGUAUGCAAGUGGUCGUGUCGUUUAAUAUCGAUAAUAAUUGAAGUGUCGGGCAAUUUGGGCGUGCUUUAUGGUUGUGUUUGUAAAUUGGACUGCUUGUGACGCGCAUUAACUGGCCAAUAAAAUUUACAAAAAAAUUCUUUUAACCUCGGUUUUUAGAGUGUUUGUCUAAGCUUGGGCGUCAGUAAAAUUGUUUUUCGAUAUAAACAUGCUCAAUUUUAGUUAUUGACCAGCCAAAACGCGUCGAGUCAAAGGCAACCGUACUAUAAUUAGUUUUACAGUAGCACGUCUCCCUUUUUGUAUACUAUUUUUCACGAGAUUUCAUCACGUUUCGGUAUCUAUUGAGAUUAGCAGCUGCUCAACCGACAUCUUUGUAUUAAGUCUGAUUUGUUAGCAAUCAUGAAUCUGGAGCGUAUUCAGAACCAUUUGCACCAAAUAUCCAUAAAAAUUCAUUUUCAUAUAAAUACCUUCACUGACCGGAGAAUUCGACAAUAUACUAAGUAUCUCUUGAUACAACCCUUUUCAGAGAUCUGGCAAAGUUGUAUGUCACUUGAUGAUGUGGGGUGUUUUGAAUCUCACUAGAUAAUCAUAUCAGAAACAGGCGGAGAUACAUACCUUUGAUCAGAAUUUUAACGCGGCGCUACCCACCACGACGAAAUGUGGGUGCUUUUGGAGAAUCUCGGGCAAGAAAGGCCGAAACCGAGCUUUCCUGCUUGAGAGUGGUUAUAAAAGCUUUUCCCUGUAUAGAAAAAAGGUCUUAUUUGUUGAGACGUUUUGUCCUGAUGAAGUAUCUUGAAAAAUAGUAUAGACCGUUAAUAACGUAUGAAAAAAUUCCAAACUACGUACAUACCCAGGUGUUUACUUUAUGAACGCGUGCUUGUGUUUGGUGGUGUUAAGACUGAGAAAUAAUCUUCGGGUAUUCUUCUAAGAGGCCCAUUAUCCAUCAAAUGCUAGUUUAUUAUUGUGUACUAUAUAAUUCCUACAGAAAAUACUUGAAUUCCUGAAACCUUGAUGUUUUAUGUAAGGACUGAUGUUGUAUGUUCAGGUGGGCAACAAAAAAUUGCGUGACUUUCUUUCUAUGUUAUGGAAGAUUGGGACAAAUUGCAAUCAUGCAGUGUGUUAGUGAGCUCAGGUGUCUUAUAAAGAUCUAAAAGUCUGGACGAACCUGAGUAACUUUUCCAUUUUUCUAACAUACAAAGAACGUAGUGCAAUUUUUUGCCUCUAGUUGCACAAGUUUGUGUAUAUCAUGGACUAUAUGAUUUAUAGGCUGUAUUUUUACAGCCGUAAUAAUAUAAAAAGAGUAUUAUUUUAUCAAUUUAUAUUUAGCAAAUAUAAAACAACCUAGAGUUGAAUCUUAUCGGAAGAAAACCGUAUACGCGUUACUGUGUCAAAAUAAUCGAGAUGCGAAAACAUUAAUUUAUUGUCAGAAAGAUAAUGUGAUGCUACAGGUGUCGGCAUAUCAUUUCAAUCCUAUUAAGUGUGUUUUAGCUCAAAAUGCUUCAACCACAUGGGGCGACAAAUAAAAGCAGUAGAUAACAGAUUACGCUUGGGUUCUGUUUACCGCUAAAAUUUGAUACCUCAAAUAGCUGUCUUAUUUCGAUAGAUCUCAUACCUUGGAUAGAGGAUAGUUGCUAUGCUUUUGUUUGUUGUAUCCACCUGAAUCCAAGCCUAGGCUAUGCCGACGGCUCCCUGGUCUGGUGGCCUUGCAUUAGAACUGAGACAACUAAGGCCAAACUCAAUAAAAUUCAGCGUUUGGCCUGUAUUAGCAUUACAAGCGCACUGCGAACAACGCCAUUGAGUGCAAUGGAAGCUCUGUUGGAUCUCCCACCGUUGGAUCUGGUCAUCGACUGUGGAGUCAGGGCAGCUGGGCUUUCUUGAAUCCUGUCAAGGGGCAUACUGCCAUCUUAGUCGAAUUAGAAAGGGAGGACCCUGCUCCAUUUUGCUGGUACUACAUGUUUUCCAGGUUAAAUUGUUGGAUUUGACGAGUCAGAAAGCUUUGCACCUUAUCACGGGAGCGCACUCCAGUCACUGUAAGAGAAUUAUCUGCAGCAUCUUCAAAGACAUAAAGUUCAAUGAGACCCCAUACCCAACAUCGCAAGAAACUGUGACUCGACGAGAAUGUCGUGGUCGUUGGAUGACACGAGGAUUCUUUUAAUGCCCAGAUACGACAAUUCUGCUUAUUAACAAAUCCGUUCAUAUCGAAAUGGGCUUCAUCGGUCAUCAGUUGUCGCUAAAAAUCGUUAUUUUGGGUAUUAAGCUGCAAUAUUCCAUGAUGUAUGUCACUAGGCUGUCUUUUUUUAAAAUAGUGCAAAAUGACGUGCGACGAAUACCCAGUUCUUGAGAACGAUGUCUGGUAGACGUCUCAGGGCGCUCCACUACUCUUUCACGAACUCUCUCGAUAUUUACCGGAGUACGAACAGUUCGAACACGGGCCAAGUGUGGUGUUGAAUCAGUCAGUUAUAUGCGCCAACAGUACUUUUUCCAGUAAUAAUGAUAGCAGGCAUCGCUAGGAUGUUGUUUUUGUAGGAUAGCAUUACCUUUCUGAUAUAUAAAAAUUGGCAUGUAAGCUCAUAGUAGAUCCUAAUGGACAGUAUACUUUGUCUUACGUGCUGGGCUAAUUUAGUUUUGAUUUUCGACAAGCUUGUUUAAAAUGCUGUGGUGCUUGGGUGCAUAACAAAAAAAGGUUCAAAAUUCUGAUAAAAUUUGUGUCAUGUCCCAAACUUUUGCUAGUUAUAUUCUGAAAAUUGUCUAGUAGUUUUAAGGAAAAUAUGGAGAUUUAUAGAAGCUCAGCACAGUAAGCAAAACAAUAUAAGAACAUACUCAAAGGACUCGCUAAUUUUUUGCAAAAAUGCCAAAUUAAAUAAUCUUACCUAUAUCUAUAUUAAGACAUCUAACGUUUGCCAAAUUCUCGCAAAUGUAAAUAUGUAAUGCUUCUCAGUAGAAAGCUGGGUAGUUUUUUACGGCGCUUCGCAUUCGUAUAGCGCAAAAAUCAGUUCUGUGAUUACAUCUCGUAUCUUGAAGAGUUCUAGGAUAUUAACGAAAUAAUGAUGGGCAGAAAUGUUGUUAUAUUAUUUUAUGUUGUAUGGUAUUUGUUGGUCUUGUUUAUAAGGCUCAAAUUUGAAAUAAUGCAGGAGAUACAGGGGUUUGGUGUCAAACGGGCUAUACUUUGAAUAAUUUGACUACUUCAUGCUGAAGUAAGUGGUGAUAUUUGUUGAUUUUGUUUCAAAGUUGAUUUAAAAACAUGAAAAAUGUAGAAAAUUUCGUUUCACUAUUAACAAUUAAAAAAAAAACGAUAACUUAGGACAGGUGAUGAUGGUCACAUUAUGUUUAAAUUUUUCAUAAACUCAAUUUUCCGCUGAAUGCAGUUGUUUAUUUUUGCUUUUUGAUAUGGCAUACUUGAUACCAGAUUUCUUGUAUAAAUUAUAAAAUAAGGUGUGUAGUUAUAGAUUGUAUUGGCGAUAGGUAUUUUUGUCUACCGUACUUUUGGCUAAUUUGUAUUCUAUAUUAAAUGUUAUAUUCCACAAAUAUAAAUUAUCCCUUAGACUAGAAUCCUUGGCUAAUACAAAGUGUAAGUUGUGAUAUUGACGUAUGAAGUAAAAUAUUUGAUGAGAAUA